GUUGGUCUUCGUCGCAGCGCCGAGGGCACACAGACCACGGCUAUCGUUUGACACCGACGCUGCUUGAUGUGCAUCAUAGGCCACCGACACCUGGCAAUCCUCCUCCUUCUUGUGCUCCGAGGGACAUCAGCUUUGCAGAAGGAUGUCUAUGCCAAACGCAGCACGUGGUGGACGAAGCGGUCCUUGGCCACUAGAUACACCACAGACGAGACCAUACCAGGCUGCAAUCUCUUCAAAACAAAAGGAGUCGAGUGCGCAAUAGAAAAGUGCUCGGACCAGUAUGGUCUCUGCUCAUACUCAGCCCGGAAUUCUGCAGAGCUCAGCCAUUGCUCCUUCCUCUUCCACUCUUGUGUGUCCACCUGCUUCAAACAGGAUCUUCCAGUCGUAUCUUUGACACUUUAAAGGGGUGUGGUUAUGGCCAUCCUUGCAUCCUGUCCAUUUACAGUCAUUGGGUAUCCAAGCUUCAAAACAGAAAGGAAAGGUUCUUAUAUCCAUGUUUUAGAUUUUUGUAUAGCAUCCAAGAUUCAAAAAUGAGUUGGUUUUCAUAUUCAUUUUUUUUUAUAUAUCAAUUCUCUCCUAUACUAUGUUUCAUUGGCUCAUUUUAUAAUCAAGAAUUUAAAAAAAGGUAAAUCUAAUAUAGGCAUGCAAAAUUAUCAUACAAAAAAUGAGUCAGAAUAUGUUAAA
This is a messenger RNA of Penaeus vannamei (Pacific white shrimp), 684 nucleotides long. RefSeq lists its product as uncharacterized. Lineage: Eukaryota; Metazoa; Arthropoda; Malacostraca; Decapoda; Penaeidae. The record is from RefSeq and is a predicted model, not a curated record.